Abrus precatorius (Indian licorice) is the source of this 1709-nucleotide messenger RNA. RefSeq names its product F-box/kelch-repeat protein At3g61590-like. The record is from RefSeq and is a predicted model, not a curated record. Bases 260 to 1501 code for a protein of 413 amino acids. The transcript is spliced from 3 exons. NCBI's taxonomy places the organism in Eukaryota, Viridiplantae, Streptophyta, Magnoliopsida, Fabales, Fabaceae. Gene Ontology annotation, molecular function: protein binding.
AACCAAAUCUAGAGCAACCCAUUUCGUUGUUCUUCCAUUUGAAGGAAAAUUUUAUACGUCCUCCAUUCCGUUUUACCCCAUAAAGUUCAAUGCUUUUGUGGCUCCUCUCAAUUCCCAUUCCGUAAUAAUUUCAUUCUUUUUCGCUAUAAACCCCUUUAAACAGUGAGCUAUUUCACACCCCUUUUCAUCACUCACACUCCUCACCUCUUUCAAACAAGGUGCUUCACUUGUAUUGGUAUGAAUUUCCGUGAUCUAGCAUAUGCUCAGGCCUUUCGACUUUGUCAUGGCGGGAGACACGUCAUGGAUCAGUCACUACGAGGAUGAUGCUCGGAGGGAGACUAGGGAGUUUGAUUCAUUUUUGGAACUUGGUGAGGAAAUUGACAAAGAAGGAACUGCUGUUUCUGUGGAUGCAAUUUUGCCUGAUGAAUUGUUGGAGCGUAUCCUAGCCUAUCUCCCCGUUGCAAGCAUUUUCAGAGCAGGUUGUGUGUGUAAAAGAUGGUAUGAGAUUGUUACUUCUGAAAGGUUUUUAUGGAACCUUUCCCAUUUGCUUCCACAGAAACCUUGGUACUUCAUGUUUACUAGCUCUGAUGAACCAACUGGUUAUGCUUAUGAUCCCAUCCUUCGGAAAUGGUAUAGCAUUGAACUUCCGUGCAUCGGAACUUCUAACUGGUUCAUUGCUUCAUCAAACGGUUUAGUUUGCUUCAUGGACAAUGACAGCAGAAGUGAAUUAUGCAUGUGCAACCCUGUUACCAAAAGGUGCAGGAAGCUUGAAGAGCCACCGGGUUUGAAAUUUUCUGAUUACAGUGCAUUAGCAAUGUCUGUGAGCAGGGAAUCCCACAGUUAUACAGUGGCAAUUGUGAAAUCAAAACAAAUCCCUGAUAAUUUUUUCCAGUGGGAUAUUGCAAUUCAUAUAUACAACUCAGAGAAAGAGACCUGGAUGGCACCUUUAACAGAGGUUUUGGUGGGGUGGAGGGGUGGUGAUGAGAGUGUAAUAUGCAAUGGUAUGCUUUACUUUUUGGUUUACUCAACUGGCGGUGGUCCACCAGAAAGUCGCCAUGCACUAAUUGCAUAUAAUAUCUCCAAUCGUUCUUCUCAGGCUACCUUGAAAAGGAGCUUUAUUUCUGUGCCUUGUUCACUAACAUGUGGCCGUUUGAUGAAUAUGAAGGAGAAGCUUGUAAUGGUGGGAGGAAUUGGUAAACACCACAGACCCGGCAUAAUAAAAGGAAUUGGUAUUUGGGUUCUUAAUGAUAUGAAAUGGGAAGAGAUUGUGCGAAUGCCCCACAAAUACUUCCAAGGCUUUGGAGAGUUUGAUGAUGUUUUUGCUAGCAGUGGUACAGAUGAUCUAAUCUACAUUCAAAGUUAUGGAUCUCCAGCACUUCUCACAUUUGACAUGAAACUUAAACAAUGGAAAUGGUCACAGAAAUGCCCUGUAACAAAGAGGUUCCCUCUGCAGCUUUUCACCGGGUUUUGCUUUGAGCCUAGGCUUGAAAUUGCUCCAUAGUUUGUUUUCCAUACAAUCGAAAGCUGCUAUUGACAGUCAGUCCGAGUUUCUGCCAUUUUACUACAUUGUUCUUUAAGUUUAAUUUAAUAUGGUUUCUAUGUUUAACAGCACAUACAAAGUGUACUGCUGAUAAAGUUAGUUAUUCAUGGAUACUGGAAUAUCAUUAUAGCAUUUGAUAAUACAAAAUAGCUACAUAUUUUUUACGUUU